CCUUGGCGAAUGAGCAUACCGGAUUAGGACUAGCUCAUCACCAUGUGCUUAUUCGAUUGUGAUGAAUAACCAGCUUGGAUCGGACAAACAGAAGGACGAAUGGUUAUGUAUAAAUACUUUCUCGUCGUUGACGACGAAAAGAACACCAAGCAUUCCAUUUCGCUGCAACAAACAGCUCAUUGAGAAACCAAACAAGAACCACAAGUCAAGAAGCGCCAUAUAACGCACCCUUCAUUCCAAUACCCAAAACACGACCUAUUUCCGCCAUGUCAUCCUCAAAGCUCAUCGUUAUUGUUGGUGCCACUGGCAAUCAAGGUGGUUCUGUUGCGACCACUUUUCUAAAGGAACCAGGCUGGAAAGUCCGAGCCCUGACUCGAGACGCCUCCAGCGCCAAGUCUCAGGCUCUAGCAGCCCGAGGCGCAGAGGUUGUUGAAGCCAAUAUCGAUGCACCGGAAUCCCUGUCAGCAGCGUUUGUGGAUGCGAAUGCCAUCUUCGCUGUGAGUGACUACUGGGGCCAAUACUUUGAUCCUAGCAACCAGAACAAAGCAAAGCCAGGCCAGGGUCUAAAUGCCUGGGUGGGUGAGCAUGAAACGCAACAGUUGAAGAAUCAAAUCGACGCAGCCGCCAAAGUUCCAACUCUGGAGCGAUUCAUCCUCUCCUCCCUUUCGGACGCCACGAAAUGGUCAAAGGGAAAAUAUACCCAUGUCUACCACUUUGACUCAAAAGCCAAGGCUGAAGUGUAUGGCAAGCAAACAUACCCUGAUCUCUGGGCAAAGACCAGCAUUUAUCAAGCAGGUAUCUUUCUGAGUAACUUCUUUGCUGGCGGCCUGAGCACUCCUAUCAAGAACUCUGAUGGACUAGUUCAAUUUAUCGGACUUCUAGAGGCAGAUGUCAAAUUUCCGUAUGUUGCCGCAGAGGAAGACACUGGACCUUUGGUCAAAGCUCUUGUACAAGAGUCCGCUGGAAAGAAUCUCAUUGGCUACCGAGAAUGGCUCACCCCUCGAGAGAUUGCGUCAUCUUUCACAAAGGCUACAGGGCUAAAGGCAGAGGUUGUUACUCUGCCGAAAGGAUCUUUCCCCCCAUCCAUGUCAGCCGAAAUGAAGCAAUCACUUGGGGACAACACGGGCUAUUGGAACGAGUUCGGUUACGAGGGUAGAGAAGACCCUACAGUUAUCCAUCCCCGAGACUUGAAAUCACCACCGUCUCUCGAAACGUCGGAGGACUACUUCAAGAAGUACGACUGGACGAAGGUCUUCAGUUCUUGAGAAGCACUAUAAAAUCUCACUGCCUGUAUCUGUAGACAAUGUAGCACAGGCUUCAACCGCUUAAUACAGCGCUGUUCCAAUACCUAGUGCAUCA
This is a messenger RNA of Boeremia exigua, 1359 nucleotides long. RefSeq lists its product as uncharacterized. The record is from RefSeq and is a predicted model, not a curated record. NCBI's taxonomy places the organism in Eukaryota, Fungi, Ascomycota, Dothideomycetes, Pleosporales, Didymellaceae. The transcript has 4 exons. Bases 267 to 1265 code for a protein of 332 amino acids.